CAGCAAACCGUGGGGCAAGUGAAAAUACAAGUGGCCACUGCGUCUUAGUCUCACCUGUGAAUGCAGCUGCCAACAUAGGCAAUUGGAUGCAACAUAGAACAACAGCAAGAGCAACAGAAAUAAUAAGACAACAGCUGAUUUGCCAUUGGCAAUUAGCCAAGUUAAGUCAAACUCGGUCUAAAAGAGGAGAAGCAAAAACUCAGUAACAGUUGUCUUGGUGUGUUUUUUAUAUAUCUGGGAAAUCUUACAAAUUUCCUUGUUUGUUUUUAAUCCAAAUUCAAGUGCUAUCAUCGUCUUGCUUAUUACAUACCUUGACAAUAUAAGUAUAUAGUUAUAUCUGUUUAUAAUAAAUCAACAAACAUGCAACGUCCGGUGCCGCACAUCUCCUCGAGCAUCAUGAGCCGCAUGUCGAUCUUUGAAAAUACGACAGCGCGAACGCAUUGCUUGGCUGAGAACGUAACUGGCACCAUGAUGUCCAUGUCCAGUUCGCCGCCAGCGACGCCCACGGGUGUCCAGACCGAUGCUGAGGGUCUCAUAUUGCCAAAGAAGCUGAUCAAUCCCUGCAUUGAGAAUACCGAUCGCAAGGAGCUGCAUCGCGAGCUCAAGUUCAAUGCGCGCAUUGGCAAGAGUGUGCUCAACCAGAAGACGGAACUGCAGCGCGCCUACGAGAAGCAAAAGGAGCGGCAUGCGGCGGCGGCAGCGGCGGCAGCAAUCGAACAGCAUUCGCCCGAAGCGGAGCUGGCCGGCCUCCAGGGCGAGCUGGGACGCGUGAUUAUGGAGCGUGCCCAGAAGGUUGGCGCGGCGGCUCAGAAACAGAACGCCGAGGAUGCCGAGGAGCGUCAAUAUGUCAAUCCCGAAUAUCUAAAUGUGCGCGCCAAGCUGCGCACGGCGCAUGCGCCCAAUUAAAACAAUUAAAAACAAAAACGAAAAACAAAUCUGUAAUCUUUGAAAAUCUAAUCUUUAGUUGUGACCCAACCAAAUUUCUGUUUAAUUAACUCGAAAGUUUUAUGUGUGUGUUACCCAUCAAAAAGUUCUUUUUAUUUAACUCGAAGAACGUUAAGGUUAAUAUUUUGAUAUUGAUAUUAUUAAUUGAUAGUUCAUAAGCACUAAGUUGAUGUCUAGUUUAUCUUUUGUUCUAUGUUAAUGACGAAAGUUUAUGAUAAUUAUUACUAUUAUUAUUAUUAUUAUUAUUAUGAUUUCUGCUGUGCGUGUAUAAAAAAUGUAUAAAGUUUUAGUUGUUUAAAGCAUUUCUUCUUCCAUAAAAGGUCUUACGAAUUGGCUGAAUGAGUGUCUGUAAGUUGUACGUUUAGGUAUUAGUCAUAGGAUGCGAUAUUGAUAUAUUGAUAUGAUAAACAGGGCAGUGGAGGAUUUUAGUAUCGUGUAAGCUGAACGAAUGUUUCGAUGUAAGCCAGAGAGUUAAAAUACUUACUAUAUAGUAUGUAUGUGUAUAUGAACUAUUUUAUGUCAAGCGACGUUUUCAAAUGAAAUUGUUGCAGUUGCAAAGAAAAAUUGAUAAAAACAACAAAAAG
Molecule: messenger RNA, 1529 nt
Organism: Drosophila novamexicana
Lineage: Eukaryota; Metazoa; Arthropoda; Insecta; Diptera; Drosophilidae
Product: protein FAM107B
Exons: 3
Coding region: 361-906 (181 amino acids)
Source: RefSeq, a predicted model, not a curated record